UUCCGGCUACUCCGGAAGUGGUCUCUUAAGCUCCUCCGCCGGCAGAAGGCCAGGGUGAAGGGAUGGCCGGACAGACGGCGCGCUUGGUGCUACUAGCCGGGGCAGCCGCGCUAGCAAGCUGCUCUCAGGGGGACCGCGAACCCAUAUACCGCGACUGCGUGCUCCGGUGCGAGGAGCGGAACUGCUCGGGGGGUGCUCUGAAGCACUUCCGCUCCCGCCAGCCAAUCUACAUGAGUCUAGCAGGCUGGACCUGUCAGGACGACUGUAAGUAUGAGUGUAUGUGGGUCACUGUUGGCCUCUACCUCCAGGAAGGUCACAGAGUGCCUCAGUUCCAUGGCAAGUGGCCCUUCUCCAGGUUCCUGUUCUUCCAAGAGCCAGCUUCUGCCAUGGCCUCUUUCUUCAAUGGCUUGGCCAGCCUGGUGAUGCUCUGCCGCUACCACACCUCCGUGCCAGCCUCCUCCCCUAUGUACCCCACCUGCGUGGCCUUUGCCUGGGUCUCCCUCAAUGCCUGGUUCUGGUCCACAGUCUUCCACACCAAGGACACUGACCUCACAGAGAAAAUGGACUACUUCUGCGCCUCCACCGUCAUCCUGCACUCGGUCUAUCUGUGCUGUGUCAGGACUGUGGGGCUGCAGCGCCCCGUGGUGGUCUCUGCAUUCCGGGCCCUCCUGCUGCUGAUGCUGAUCACUCAUGUCUCCUACCUGAGCCUUGUCCACUUCGACUACGGCUACAACCUGGCGGUCAAUGUGGCUAUCGGCCUGGUGAACGUGCUGUGGUGGCUUGCCUGGUGCCUGUGGAACCGGCGGCGACUGCCGCAUGUGCGCAAGUGCAUGUUGGCAGUCCUGCUGCUGCAAGGUCUAUCCCUGCUCGAGCUGCUUGACUUCCCACCUCUCUUCUGGGUCCUGGACGCCCAUGCCAUCUGGCAUAUCAGCACCAUCCCUGUUCACGUCCUCUUCUUCAGCUUUCUGGAAGAUGACAGCCUGUACCUGCUGAAGGAAUCAGAGGCCAAGUUCAAGCUGGACUGAAGGCCCUGGCAGCAGGUGCCCUGUUGGGGAUCCUGCCCCCUCCCUGCUGGCUCCCUUUUCUCCUCCAAGCCUUGAGAUGAUUUCUUUUUUCCUUUUGCAUCUUGAACUUGGACAAGAGGGUGUGGGCCCAGAAUCACGUUCCCUACCCACCCCCUUGCUUGCCCCCACGGGGUCCUCAAGGUCUUGAUAUCUAUUCAGCCUUGGCCUCUCAGUAUCCGGGGCCAGAGAAUGGGCAGGGCCUCUGGUUCCUGGAGUGGAACUCUUAGCUCCACACAGAAGAGAACUGUCUUUGCCUCCCUGUCAGCCUCCCUACAUCCCCUCACUGCCUCUGUGUUUCCCAGAGCCCUCUGUCUAGCUGGGACACAAGGUACCUUUGGCCUUUGGAGAUGCAAUAGUGUCCCCCUGUUGCCCCAUGCCCUUCUCCAGGGCACCACUAGGUGGCAGUAGACUCUUGCUCUUUGGCUGUCCAAGUUUCAAAGCAGGCCUCUUUCUCCCCAUGGGAUCUGAAGGACCAAGCUGCGGGACCCGGGAGCAUUCUCACUCUGUUGCCCCAGCCAGACCCCCAGGAGGCCCCACCACACUCCUGCUUUGGAGCCAGGACCCCAGAGCACCCGGCUUCCAUGCUGCUGUUCUAGUUGAGAGCCUGCACACUAGUAUGUAAGGGAGUGUGAACCAGACCAAGCGCAUGGGCGAUGGCCCCGUAGGCACAGGCCUGGGGUGUGUGGGAUGCUGAGUGGGACAGUGUGUGAGAGCACCAGUCUGGUGUAAUGUGGAGAGUAUGGGGAGGGUGUGAGUGGUUGUAAAGUGUGUUUGGGGGGAUGAGCAGGUUAGUGUGGGUUAGGCAUGGACUGGGUGUGAGAUGAGUGUGAGUGUAGGUGAGUAGGCCAGAUAGUGGGGGGAUGUUGGAGUAGGAUGGGGGGAAUCAAGUCACCAAUGGAACACCAACUUUGACCAGGGGCCCAGGCCAGAGAGAGAGUCAGGAUAUCCCCAAGAUCUGGCUGGUGGUGCAGGUAUCCAGGCUGCCUGUGAGUGUCUGUGUUCCUGUCCAUUGCUCCCUUUACAGUCCCCUUCUAAACCUCUUAGAGCCUGCACACAAAUCAAGAUCACCCUCCAGAACCAGCUCCCCAGGAAACAGAGGCAGGAAGGGAAAUCGGGAUCCUCUGGGCCUCUCCAGCCUUCCUGUCUCCUUGCUUAGGCAUGGUUGGCCUCCCCCCCUCCGCCAGUGCCCUGCCUGCUAACCCUUUUGCCACGGUCUGAACCUUGGAGAGAGGGAAGGGCAAUCUGAGGGAGGAGGGGAGAAGGCUUGUGGCUGGUCUGGUUUCUGGCCUUUGCAGAGGCAGGCAGGGGCCGUGCUGUGCCUGCCCUGUGUUAAAGGUGACCCCUGCCAGUUGCCAGCAGCCCCAGUACAUUCUUCUCCAUAAGGAUAGAAUGUGGAGCUCCAGGAACUUUCCAUCCCAAAGCAGUCUCUCUGAUUGGAGCAGGGGUGUCUGGAGUCUUGUUCCUUCCUGGGAGUAGGGGCGCUGCACUAGGACUCCAACCUCAGGGACUUGGGUGACCUGUGUUAGAUUCUUUUGAUACUGAAAGCUAUUUUAAGGUAAGAGGAUAGCAAGGGACAUUGCUAAUAAACCAAUUCUCA
Molecule: messenger RNA, 2661 nt
Organism: Manis javanica (Malayan pangolin)
Lineage: Eukaryota; Metazoa; Chordata; Mammalia; Pholidota; Manidae
Gene: PGAP3
Product: post-GPI attachment to proteins phospholipase 3
Biological process (GO): GPI anchor biosynthetic process
Cellular component (GO): endoplasmic reticulum membrane
Molecular function (GO): hydrolase activity, acting on ester bonds
Source: RefSeq, a predicted model, not a curated record